AUGCUUCGGCCGGGGUCGACUUCACCCAAUGCCACGAUCACUGCUGGUGGAACUGCUUCUCACACAUAUUCACCAUCAUGGAACAAACUAAAGAGCGAUGUUCCCAAUGCAGCGGAUGAUGAUUCGAGCUAUGGUGCGAUAACACCGACUAUGGGCCGAACCACGCCCCCUUACCCAAGCAGCCCAGGCAAUAACAGCAUUCAGGGAGGCCUCGGUACCUUGAACCGGUGGUCCCAGUCUACUACCUCCAGUAAAAGUUCCAUCAUUUUCGCCGGUCACCAACGAAACAUGUCCAAUACUUCAACCUUUGAUGCGGCCAUAAUAUCGCCGACAAACAAUGGCCCAGUCUUCCAGGGACAGCAUGGUUUUCAGCACCAAACGACGCACAACCAAGCAGGUGCCUCACUUCUGGGUUCCCUAGAAGUUGACGCCCCCAUAGUUCCCGAUGCUACAAGUGCCGCCAGGCAACACGCCGAUCUUACCCCUACCAACCACGAACUGAAGUCUUCUGACCUUUUCAAAGACCCGUGGUCGCACACGCGAGAUUCCGGAAUUAAAGCUGCCGAUGACCUUGGACCUCUCUUGGUCGAAUCGCAAGAUACCAUCGUGUCAGAGGGUGAAACAUCAAUAUUUGACGAUCUGAAUACAUCUCUUGCCGAUGGGAAAAAGAAUGACAAACGCCGGAAGGGCCAUUCCCAGAAAGCAAUGCUUUCGAAAGCCUUGCAAAAGGCCAAUACUGCUGUUCUUCUCGACAAUGCAGCAAACUUUGAAGGCGCCAUGGAGGCUUAUAACGACGCCUGCCGACUCUUACAACUCGUGAUGCUCCGGAGCAACGGUGGUGAAGAUGAGAAACUAAAACUCCAAGAGAUUCGGGACACUUAUAUGAUAAGGGUGACUGAGUUGGAACGCAUGGAUUUCUCUGGGGGAGCUGAGAGUAAAGCCCUCCCUCAACGCCCGAUUAGCCAAGAGUACUAUGGCGAUGCAUUGCAACCCUCCCUGGACGACUAUCACCCCAAAUCUCUUGGUGAUGAUGCGACUUUUACCCAACCCUCAGCCACUCCCAGUCAGCAAAUACCCGAAGAGCCAAGGGAGUUGGCCCAUAGUCACAUUCCUCCGAAACGUCAGACGCCGCCUCUGUCUACAUAUGAAGAAGGUGAUCAGCGACACACUGACCCUUCGAUGGUGACCAAACAGAGCGAUGCCAACUCCCAAUUCAACGUUCCAUUGGACAAGCCUUGGAAUGGACAACGCACGUCUUCGGAUGCAGUGGACUCCCAUGUGGAACUUGAAACUGGAAAACGCAACAUCUAUGACCCUCGAUAUUCCGAUUUGUCUCUGUUGAGUACUCACUCAAGGGAUCUUCACGAGUCCACCUCAUGGCUAGAUACUAUAGACGAAUCUGGGGCUUCCUCACCGGCUUCCUUGCAUUCUAAAGCCUCUUCUGUUUACCUGCGGCACAGGGGCAGCCGCCGGCUUAGCCGGGGCACAGAAGCUGAGUUUGAUGCAGCCCUUGAUGCAGCUGUUGAGGCUGCCUACGAUGAAGGGUUGGAACCGGCGAUGGAGUUACGAAACGGAGAUGAUGACGAUGUUGUGGCAAAUGCUCGCAGAAAUGUCGAGUUGGCGAAGCAAAAAGUACGGGAAGCCGAGCAGGAAGCAGUUGUAGCAAUGUCGCGUGGUUGGGAGGCGCGACGCGUCGAGCAGAUGGCCCAUGAUCAUUCUAGUGGCAUGAACUCGGAUUAUCAGGAUGACGAGGCCGAGGAAGAAGAACGUUUAUUGGAAGAAAUGACAAAUGGCUAUGUUAUGGAUGAUUUUGAGUUUGAUCUUCACUCGAAGUCCGCUCUUCCCCGACAGUCGGAUUCAAGCAGCUUCUCUGGUAGGACUUGGGAGAGCUCUGUUGCAUCCAACAUCACAACGGGCGGCGCUGCCUUAUCACCACUUGCGGAAGAUGAUGUUGCGUCCUUGGCGGGUGAAAAGCAAGAACCGAACACCCUCACUUCAGACAAAUCUGCUACAGAAGCUUCUGCAAUGACGAACCCCGCGCAAGGACUUACAUCAAGCCCUAGUGUUCGGGCUCGGAGAAUGUCGGGCCAGACCACGACAGAACUGACGAUAGAGACCAAUGCUCGCUCCAAGGAUAUGGUUGCGUCUAGACCCAACCACUCCCCUGAACACUGGGUUUCUAGGCCGCCGCCGCCUCUCCCAAAAGAUGAUCCGACCCAUCCAACCUCUACGAGUAGAGCACUGGGGCUUCCCUCCAGCGGACAAUGGCCGACGCAUUCGAGCAAGCGAAAUGCCUCCAUUGGCUCUCUAAGUGAGAACCUUAAUGGUGGUGGUUCCGGCAGCACUGCGAUACCGGAGGACGAUUCCAGAAUACCCUCACCAGUCGACAAAGUUCCUUCGAUGCCUGACCAUCUAGGAAUACCAAAUCUGGGGCCGAAAUCUUUCCGAGAAAGGAACCCUUCCUUGGCAGGGCCCGACUCGGCUGUGUAUUCGCCAGAAACCCCAUCCAGCCAGGCAUUUCCUACGUUGGACCUUCAGAAAGGUACAGUUGGUGCAUCGGAGCUUAUAUUACCUGCAACCGGUGCCACUGCUCUCCCAAAUGGUUUAUCGAGUGGUGGCAUGUAUCUAUUCGACAGUCAUAUCCAUUCACCGACCAGUCCCGGCACUCCAAAUCCGACGGCCUCCAACGCCCCUCUUCCUUUAGAGCCUUGUCCUGAAUCUUUUCUUCUGCGGCCGUUCUGGCUUAUGAGGUGCAUCUACCAGACGAUUGCUCACCCUCGCGGUGGUUAUCUGUCAACGAAACUAUUUGUCCCACGGGAUGUUUGGCGGGUCAAAAAUGUCAAAAUAAAGGCUGUUGAUGAAAAGGUUUCGAAUUGUGACUUAUUAACUGCAGCCUUACUGAAAUUGGCUAAAGUUGACACCUACGAUGCUGAUGCUGUUUUGGACGAAAUGCAGUCACUGGAGAAUGUUCUUGAGCAGGUGCAGGCCUCGUUGACAAAGAAAAUUGGCAGCGAAGUCGGUGUACAGGGGGCCAUGCCCCUCUUUAGGAACCCGCAAUCUCCAGAUGAUACAAUGCACGUUGAUACGUUGCCCACGAAGACCUCCAGUGUGCCGAGCAAGUCAUACCUGACUUCCUGGCGCAAAUUACGUUCCAAAAACUCGGGAAUAGGCUCUGCGCCGCCAUUGACUGGUUCGAAGGAAACCAAUAAGGACCAUUUGACAAUAAGCUCUCUUCCGAUGACUUCAUUACCAAACUCUCAGCCUGUCAAGCGGGAUACGACCCAGCUUCAACUCAACGGACCCAACACGAACUACAUGGGUGCUUUGGCCCGCCUUUGCGAUGCAGCUCAGGUCCUUGAUCAAAUUGCACAGCAGGUCGAAGACCCUGGUCUCAAACACUCCUCCGAAACGUUGGUAGGUUUGGAAUUAAGCACUCGUCAUGCAGCAGAAUUCUUCGGCUUUUUUGUAUGCCGGUUUGCCUUGAACGAUAUUGGUAUGAUGCUUGAUAAGUUCAUCAAAAGAGGCAGCGAGUGGGUCCUCAUAUAA
Messenger RNA from Aspergillus campestris IBT 28561, 3546 nucleotides. RefSeq lists its product as uncharacterized. NCBI's taxonomy places the organism in Eukaryota, Fungi, Ascomycota, Eurotiomycetes, Eurotiales, Aspergillaceae. The record is from RefSeq and is a predicted model, not a curated record. Bases 1 to 3546 code for a protein of 1181 amino acids. The transcript is spliced from 3 exons.